AACGAGAAAGGAGUGGAAGAGCAUAGAGCAAGGUGUUGAAGUAACGUGGGCGUAUUAAAUUGACGGUUAUCGGGCUUGAAGAUAGAUAAAGAGGUUAUUUCAGACAAGCUAACAGUCCGUAAAAAUGAGUCCCGGCCGUAAAGUGUUUUGUGUACUUUGUAACCGUUCCGAGGAGACGAAGGUAACCGGAGCCUUGUCGACUAAAGAUGAAGUCACUGCUCAUCAGAACUGUUUGUUAUUUUCUUCAGGUAUUUUUUGUCGGAAUUCACCAGAGUUUGAUGACCUGUUUGGUUUCUCCGUUGAGGAUGUGAUGACUGAGGUCAAACGAGGAAGCAAACUGUAUUGUAACAGAUGUAAGCAAAAGGGUGCCACUGCUGGUUGUGAAGUCGGACGCUGCAAGAAGUCCUUCCACUACCCCUGUGCUGUUCAAGAGAGAGCUGAGAUUACUGAAGAUCCAGACAAUGGGAAGUACGGGCUAUUCUGCUUCAAACACCAUUCACAAAGCUCGAAAUACAACGGCCCUGUAAAUGGGCAUGGAACCUCCAAAAAUCCCAGUGAAGCUGGAACAUCUCAGGUAUAUUGUCUCACCUGUGAGGAGACAGAAGGAAAUAUCAGUUUGGAAAGUUUGUCUAAUAGCAUUAUUAUGUUAUAUUGUGACAAACAUGCUCCUUCAUCAUAUAAGAGGAACAGCAAUGACGAUUUUGCAGAAGCCAGACCUGUUUGCAGCAGUGACUCAAACUCGCAUUUGCACUCCAAGAGACGGUUGAAUUUCAAUGACAGACAGGAGGAGAGCCGAUCCAAAUAUAAACCUGCAGCCAAGACAAGGAGAAUAUCUGAUUCUUCACAUUCAGAUGAUAAUGAACCUAACACAGAAAUGGAAAUCUUCGCCCCUUUAGAGUCCGAUAUAGAUGAAACUACAAACUCUGUUCCACAGAACUAUUUGUUGACUAGGCCUCAGUUUAUAAGAAAAGACACAGAGUGUCAAACAGAGUGCACCUCAGGAAAUCAACUGAACGUCAAGAACGAAUUUGAAAAUAAAGAUGAAGGUGAAACAACCAUAGAUUCAGAUGCUGAGUCAGAGAGUCUACUUCCUGUGGAAAUCUGCACGGAGGCAACAACAAGUUCUACACUCUCACCUCAGACAGUGUCGACAGCAUAUCCGAAAGUGAUUUUGGUUAAAGCAGCGGAGGAGAAAAAGAGAGAAGAUGAAGGGUGCAGUCCUGAUCAACACAUCGCUGGACCCUCUGCCCCACAGCAAAGCUCCACUGGGGCCCCUCCCUCUCCCUCUCCUGGCCACUCGAAACCCGACAGUGUUACUGGCUCACCUCAGUGCAGCAGCUCGGCCAUUUCCCCGCCUCCUCCUGAAUCCAUGUGUGUAUCCCUCAUCUCCUCGUCUCCCUGUCCUAAGGGCUGUUGCUUUGACCCAGAGCUCAUCAUUGACUCCCCCAGCUUCUGGAAAAGCUGUAACGUGGCAGGAUGCACACAGGCCAUCUUUACUGAUUUCAUUAAUGAGAUGAACGAUAUCGCCAGCAGAAUUCAGUCAGACCAGGCCAGCCAGAAGGAUUAUGAUCUUGCACUAACAGUGAUGGCGGCUUCUGGAAAGCUGGCAGAGCUCGUGGCCAAGCAGCAGAAAGAGUUACAACAGAAACAAAUGGAGCUGACAAAGGCAGCAGCAGCGAUGAAGGAGGUCGUCUCAGCACUGAGGAGAUGAGUCCAUCAGCAGCUAGAAGAGAUCAAGGUUACAGUUACCUUUCCCUUCUCACUGUUGUUCUGUAUUUACUCUACACAAACAGUAUAUGUAUAUUUUCUUUUACUGAUUGUGCCUUCGUUAAUUUCCAAUAGUGGAAAGCUGUGCUGGAUAUGGAAAUAUAAAACUACCAAUGUUUGGCACUGAUAAUUCAAAAUCACUUUAAGAUUAAAAAGGCUGAAUCUUGCAUUGUCAUCUCAGAAUUCAGCCUGUGAUCAUGAUGCUUACAAAUCAGAUGAAGAUUUUGCAGUUCCAUUUAGAAGAUAUCGUACACAAGAGUUGUUUCAUAUUAAGAAAUAAGUCUGGGAAAACUGAUUUCAAAAGCUUUACUGAACAUGAAGAAUUGGAAAGAAUAUUUGUCUUGAAAACGUCCCAUAUCCAACCCUAGAAACUAAAUUCUUUAAAUGUUUACAUUGAAGUUUCCUUGCUUUCAUUAUGUUCAACUGAGAUCUUGUUUAAUAUUAUCUUUUUCUUAAGGUAGUUAAAAUGGAGGAUAUUUUAUAGUAAAACUAAUGACCCACAGUAGAAAAACAAAAAAUAUUUGUUUAUGUCAAUUUUACAUUUAAAGUGUGUUUUUAUAUACAUCUUAUAUAUCUUUACAUGUUGUCAGUGAUUGAACAGACUGGUAUUAUCUUCAAACUAGUAAACCAUGGACAGGAGAGCUGAAAUAAUGUUGCAGUUUACAGCUCAGUGUUUACAAGUAAUUUUUUCUGUGUCCUGUGGGGACAGUGGAGUCCAGACGUUUUGUUUUGUUUACAUUUACAUUAUGAUUAAAAAGGAAUUUGUGUUCUGGAAUAUAUUUUUAUAACUGUAAAAGAUAAAAACUGAAGCUGAAA
Seriola dumerili (greater amberjack) is the source of this 2583-nucleotide messenger RNA. It is a transcript of the gene phf11, whose product is annotated as PHD finger protein 11. Gene Ontology annotation, cellular component: nucleus. The transcript has 18 exons. The record is from RefSeq and is a predicted model, not a curated record. Gene Ontology annotation, molecular function: histone binding; histone deacetylase binding. NCBI's taxonomy places the organism in Eukaryota, Metazoa, Chordata, Actinopteri, Carangiformes, Carangidae. The coding region runs from base 125 to 1711 and encodes 528 amino acids.